Saccharomyces mikatae IFO 1815 is the source of this 741-nucleotide messenger RNA. RefSeq names its product Log1p (gene LOG1). Gene Ontology annotation, cellular component: cytosol. The transcript has a single exon. NCBI's taxonomy places the organism in Eukaryota, Fungi, Ascomycota, Saccharomycetes, Saccharomycetales, Saccharomycetaceae. Gene Ontology annotation, biological process: cytokinin biosynthetic process. The record is from RefSeq and is a predicted model, not a curated record. The coding region runs from base 1 to 741 and encodes 246 amino acids. Gene Ontology annotation, molecular function: hydrolase activity, hydrolyzing N-glycosyl compounds.
AUGACAAUGGAAAGCAGUUGUGGUAACAAUGGUAAAAAUAGCCAAGCAGGAACCAAGUCCGUAUGCGUUUAUUGCGGGUCUUCAUUUGGAUCUAAGGCGCUGUACUCUGAGAGUGCGGAACAAUUAGGAGCCCUUUUCUAUGAGCUUGGAUGGAAACUGGUAUACGGAGGAGGGACGACCGGUCUGAUGGGCAAGAUAGCAAGAUCAACCAUGGGUCCCGAUUUAAGCGGGCAGGUGCAUGGUAUCAUCCCAAACGCACUUGUGUCCAAGGAAAGGAGUGACGAGGAUGAAAAAGAUGUUAACAAGGCAUUGUUGGAGUCUGUAGAAAACCAUAAGGGCUCUACUCCUAUUUCUAAAGAAUAUGGUAACACUACAAUCGUACCAGAUAUGCAUACCAGGAAGAGAAUGAUGGCCGAUUUGAGUGAUGCUUUUGUGGCCAUGCCUGGUGGGUAUGGGACUUUUGAAGAAAUCAUGGAAUGUAUCACGUGGUCUCAACUGGGUAUUCACAACAAACCAAUCAUUUUGUUCAACAUUGAUGGCUUCUACGACAAACUAUUGGAUUUUCUUAAACAUUCUAUUGAAGAGUGUUUCAUUAGUGCGAAAAAUGGUGAAAUCGUGCAAGUUGCUUCCACCCCACAAGAAGUUGUUGAUAAAAUAAAAAAAUACGUGGUUCCUGAAGGUCGCUUUAAUUUGAAUUGGAGCGACGAAGGUCACGCUUAUGAAAAUUGUGCCAAACAAUGA